Aegilops tauschii subsp. strangulata is the source of this 558-nucleotide messenger RNA. NCBI's taxonomy places the organism in Eukaryota, Viridiplantae, Streptophyta, Magnoliopsida, Poales, Poaceae. The record is from RefSeq and is a predicted model, not a curated record.
AUGGAUGGUGGCAGUGGUCUGAAUAUUCUCUACGCUGAGACCCUCAGAGGGAUGGGCAUUCCGAUGUCCAAACUUAGUGAGAGCAACAUGAGGUUUCACAGUGUCAUCCCUGGAAAGAAAGAUGAUUCACUUGGCCAGAUCACUCUGGACGUGGUUUUUGGUGAUUCAAAGAAUUACCGAAAGGAGAAGUUGACAUUUGAAGCUGUGGAUUUUCAAAGUGCCUAUCAUGCUAUUCUAGGCAGACCUGCGUCCGCUCGUUUCAUGGCUCGACCAUGUUACGUGUACCUUAAGAUGAAGAUGCCUGGCCCCAGGGGCGUGAUCACAGUCACUGGUAAUCGGCAGAGAGCAGAAGAGUGCCUCCAGAAGGGCUCAAAAAUUGCCGAUGACCAAAUGGCAGCGGUGGAAAUGCAAGAAUAUCAGAAGAACGCAGAUCCGAGUGAUUUGUUACGUGCCAGGAAGCCUGCUUCAGAUUCUGCAUUUCAGUCGUCCGGAAAGAGCUUCCAGAAGAUGAAGAUGAGGCACGUCAGAUUGUCCGUCGAUUUAAAGCCUUCACGGUAA